Messenger RNA from Hypanus sabinus (Atlantic stingray), 5035 nucleotides. Its product is annotated as neural proliferation differentiation and control protein 1-like. The transcript is spliced from 9 exons. Bases 158 to 1093 code for a protein of 311 amino acids. The record is from RefSeq and is a predicted model, not a curated record. Lineage: Eukaryota; Metazoa; Chordata; Chondrichthyes; Myliobatiformes; Dasyatidae. Gene Ontology annotation, cellular component: membrane.
UUCUGGUGCGUGCUGGCGGAAGGUGUCUGCCCCGGUCGCGUAGCGACGCGGCAGCUUGAGUCAGAUCGGUGUUGUCAGAGCGGCGAGCGGGACGGUCGUCGCUCGCACUCUCUCUCUCUCUCUCUCUUCCUGUCCCUACAAUGCGCCUCCGGUGAGGAUGGGUGUCCCGUGGAGUGCCGGACUCGAGCCUAGCGACCGCACAAUGCCACUGCUCGUCCUGCUCACAGCUCUGGCGCUGCUGUCCGGCUCGGCAGCUGGAAACUGUUCCAAAGCACUUGACUGUGCAAUAAAACGAAGAGAAUCUUGCGCACCUGGAUUGAAGGGUUGUGGGUCGUGUCUCCCUGAGUUUAUUGAAGAUGAGAAAGGAAAUUGUGUACAGAAGCACUCUGUACAGCAAGGAAAACACCAUGGAGCCCCAGAUAUUGAUGGUGAUAUUGAUUACAUAGCAUCGAUCCUAGCUAAAAAAGUUGAUAGUUCACAUACGCUACAGCUAGAUGCAGUAGAUGACAGGAUGCAAGCUACUAAACUACAAGAUGAAUCAAGAGCAGGUCGCGCAGACAUACCAUCCAAUAAAGAUAAGUCCAUUUUGACCACACAAACACCGCAAAAAAAACCUACUGAAGUGUCAGCAGUGAAGAGUGACCCAAAGAAAGCCCCUGUUCCUGUCGCUGAUGCUAUCCUGCUCACUCUAAUCAUCACAUGCACAGUGGCAGGUAUUUCAGGAUUAAUCAUCGCUGGUAUCUACUGGUACAGGUUACAGAAAGAGGUGAAGUUAACUCAGAAAGUAGAUUAUGUAGGCUACGGCAAAGCUGGACCCACUGCCCAAACUGAGAAAUCCCUGAAUGGGGACAAUAAACUGGCACAGAGUGCGCAGAUGUACCAUUACCAACACCAGAAGCAGCAAAUGUUAUCAAUGGAAAAAAAUAAAGAUGAAUCCAAAGUAGCAGAUUCAGCUACAGAAUCUGAAGGAGAAAAUGAAGAUGGUGAUUUCACCGUAUACGAGUGCCCAGGACUGGCUCCAACAGGAGAGAUGGAGGUCAAGAAUCCACUUUUUGAUGAUUCCUCUCUACAUCAUCCACCAACCAGUAGCUAGAUCUUCUGCUAUUUCUCUGGACUGUACACUUCAAGAAGGGAGAAUUAACUAUAUCACAAGAGAUCGUUCAACUGUGCACCAAAGGACUGUUUGCAUCUCCAUUGAUCUCACUCCUGUUUCUGACUGCUGGGGGGAAUUCAGCCCAAUCCUAACCCCCAUCCAGGUGGUAUAGUAAAUUCUGUAUUGGUUGCUGUCUCCUUAACUUAAGUCCUGUGCUGCUGCCUCAAAAAAAAACACACACACACACGCUCGCUUUAUACUUGAGCUGAUUUGCUAGGCAGUUUAUGAGAGGUUCUUUGAUCCCUAGAAUCUUCUUGCUUCUGCAAGGCAUGUUGUGUUUGAUGGACUGGGGAAUGAUGGAAGGAACCAUAUUAAGGAAAAGUUCCUUGACCAUUAUUCCUGCUCAAUGCCUUCAAUGCAGUAAGUUCUGAAUGGAACUCGCCUGUAACAGACAAACUGGCACAUAGUUGCCAAUUUAGCAGUCCAGCCCAGUCCAGGUGAAGGGUCUCAACCUGAAAUGUCAACUGAUUAUUUCCCUUCGCAGAUGCUGUCUGACUUGCUGGGUUCCUCUAGAGUCUUGUUUGUUGCAGACGGUUUAGCAGCAUUUUCCCUCAUUCUCCUAUUUGGGGAGCACUGUGAUGACAUUCUCAAUUUGAUCAGAAAGUAAUGAGUGAAAGUGCGGGAGAGGUACAAAUGGGUUGGUGUGGGGUUUAUUGUGCCUCAUUUGUGUAAUGUUUAGGUGGUUGUAAAAGCAUUUCACAGGAUUAUUAAAGGGGACAAAUAGGUAUUUAAUUAUUUUAAACUGCAAUCUGGCAGAACUGUUCACUGAAGUAACAGUCUAUAUGUUCGGAUGCUAUUAAUUGUCUAUUGCAGUAACCUGUCAAUAAAUUUCUAUUCCAUCAGAAUGUGGUGUGUUAUCAGCCAUCCCUAAUUUUGAAUAAAGUCUUUGAAUGAGGCAGUUAUCAACACCCACACAGAUUAACAAUAAUUUCUAUCAAGGUUUUCUAAAUUCUUCUUCUCAUUAGUAAUUAACAAAAAAGGCUUUUUUUGGGGAAUAUAAAGUUGGGGUGUAUUUACUGAGGGUUGCUGAAAUAGGGAACCCAGGCGCAACACAAAGACACCCCUGCCUCCUCAACUUGUGUUCAUAAAUAUUGACCAGGAGCUGAAGGCCAAUUCUUUACUGCCUCCAAAGCAGAAACUUACUGCAACACAGCUAUAGUUUGCCACCCUUCCAUUUUCCCCAUUCCUAAAACUCCUCAUUAUUAAAGUGCAACGUUUCCUUUACAUUGUCUGUCUUACUUUUCCCACCACUUCCCCGCUAAAACACAAAAAAGAUCAGCAGGUGCUGUUCCUGCUGUCCAUAAGGAAUUUGUACAUUUUCCCUGUGAUUGACUGGACUUCCUCCAAGUGCUUCAGUUACCUCCCACAUUCCUAACAUGUAAUUGGGCAUCACAGGCUCAUUGGGCCAGAAGAGCCUGUUAACUUGCUGCAUUUCGAAAUAAAUAAAUUGAAGAGAAUUAUUUUGAAUGUUUGAACAUGAGCUGACAGUGAACAUAAAUGCUGAUUGGUUCCUUGUUUGAUGAAAAUAAUGGAGCUCCAUUGUUCACCUUAUAACAACUAGUGAAAAUCAGAUUUGUUCAUCAACAGUAAUGGUCAUACUUGCAGGUGAACUGCAGAGCUGAUACAUGAGCAUCUAAGAUAGAAAAGCUGUCAAUAUUAUAGUUGUAGGGCCCAUAUCUGGUAGAGCAUGAACUUGUACAGUACAGGAGGAGGCUAUUCUGUCCCUUCAUACCUGUGUCUGUUCUUUUAAAUAGCUACAUUGUUAGUUCUUUCCCCUUGAUGCUGCAAAUUUCCAAGUUCAAAUCGGAACACAGUAGCUUAUAAAAUUCAAUCAAGCUGGUAGCUUGUGAGGUAAAAGCAGAGAAAGGAAUGGCUGCUAUAAAAAUUCUGCUAACCACUUCUACCUGCUCUUUCUUACAUUUCAGUCCUGUCUGCCAUGCACAAUAUCCUUUGAAGUAGCCUGGCAAACCACAUGUUUGGGCAAUAAAUAUAAUCCUGCAAGCAUUGAAGGAAUUAGUAUUUUUUUAAAAAAUUGACCAGCCUCUAGACUAUGGGCAAGAAAUCAGUUUGCAAACUAAUUUGUAUUUAUUGAAAACAGUUUUAUUGAGGCUGUAGAGAGUUGCCUUUCCCUUCUAAAAAUGUCGCUCUCCUAGCAGAAUUUUUAUACCUGGAAUUUCAGUAUCCCUGAAAUAAGUGCACAUUGUAUCUCUGUUGUGCAACAUUUAAAGUAGAUGUUUGUUUCUCAAAAUGGGAAAUGAUAACUUUGUUUAGUAGCCAUAAAAUUUCUUUGGUAUGAUGAAGUUGUGUGAAUGUAAUAUAACAGAAUGUAUAUGCAGGGGCAAUCUUAACUAAAACAAUGAAGGAAAUGUCUACAUUGUGUAAAUUGAUUGGAACAAAUUCUAGUCAAAAUAAUUAUGAAGUAAUUUACUUUGAAGUUUAUAGAUACAGAUACCUAGUUAAAUCUAGAUGAAAUUUUGCUUACAGGCCAACUGGGGAAGUUUUAUUAUGCCUUUAUUUUAAAGAGUUUUAAAGAAAAAUAAUUCAUAUGCUCCAAUUUAUAGCUGAGGGUUUAAUAAUAUAUGAUAUGACAGUGGGUUAAUUUGGGGAUAUUUUAUGUAAAGCAUACAUUAUUGAGAGCACAUUGAUCUCACUAUUUCAGUCCAAGUUCUAACCCACAGGUAAUUAUAAGAGUCAACUGCGGUCCAAAUUAAGAAAUCGGUUUAUGCCUGAAAUGACAGCUUAACUGGUGUCAACAGGUGACUAAAACUCAGCAACUGUUGGGCAACCACUUCUGUUCUGUAAAAUUAAAACAAUAUUGAACUGCACAGCUGAUAUAUCAGCAUCUAAGAUAGAAAUGAUGUCAACAUUAUAGUUGUAGGGCCCAUAUCUGACAGUGCAUGAACUCGUACAGUACAGGAGGAGGCUGUUCUGCCCCUUCAUUCUUGUGUCUGCUCUUUUAAAUAGCUACUUCAUUAAUUCUAUUCCCCUGCUGCUGCAGAUUUCCCCAAAUACUUAAAUGUAAUUAAUCUUCAUGUUAAUUUUCAGAUGGUGUUGACACAUUUGAAUGUAAUUACAUUAAAAAAUCUGCUGGUUAAAGUUCUUGGUCAGGAAAUCUCUAAUGCACGAAUCAGCACCUUUUAUGUCUUUAUGUAGUUUUUUAAAAAUACUUGAAGCACUAAGCAUAGAGAAAGCAGCAGCUUUGGUUUCCAGAAUCAUUACCGUGAGGGUUAGAAUCUAUUAACAGUUAAGCAAAACGGUGACUUACAGAAACAGUAAUAAUUACAUAAGCUUCAAAACUAUCUGGACACUACUGCUUUCCAUGUGAAAGGUUAAUUGUAAGCCAGCUCCUUUAAUUUCAAUGCUGAUGUUUAAACUGUUAAGAUCACACUUUCCAUCUCAUUGUAACUUGUGUGCAGAAAUAUGCUUUCAGUUUAAAAUAAGUAUGCAAUCUAAUGUGCUGGCUGAUGUUAAUAUUUCAUUUUUGGAGGAGGCUUGUUUUGUAGGUGGUUACGUGCGAAAUGCUUUAAGUUGUGAACUACACAGCACAUUGCGUAGACUGAAGUGCAUCCAAAGUUCAGGUGGGUGAUGUUUGCAUUAGGUGAAUGCUUUGGAUCGGAUAUUCAGUACUCUCCCUCUUGGUUUCUUUUUUCAUUAUGUGAUUAGCCACAGGGAUUGUGGUGACCUCUAACAUUCCAGUGUUCUGGUCUGGACAUGUCUUGUGCAUUCAUGCAUUUAAUACCUGUUGAAGUUUAUUUUUGUUGUAUCUUUGACAGUAUCAUUUGUUUCUUCCAAACUAGUCCCUGUGUUUUCAAAUAUCUGUUCUUGCAUAUUGUAUAUUGUAUUUUUCUGUGAAAAUAAAUUGAUUUGAUGAAAUGCUGUUAA